Messenger RNA from Pocillopora verrucosa, 2328 nucleotides. Lineage: Eukaryota; Metazoa; Cnidaria; Anthozoa; Scleractinia; Pocilloporidae. The record is from RefSeq and is a predicted model, not a curated record.
ACAGCGACACAUAAAUUAGCUAUAAAUCUUAAAAUCUCCUCAAGGGAACUCACGCGAGAUACUUCUCCAAAAUAUCAUUACAUCCUACUGACACCAGGGCCAAACGACUUAUAAUCUGGUGUUAGCCAGGUCGAGAAGAACGGUGGGAAUUAUGUGAAACGUCUCUAAUAAGUUUCUAAAGAAAGGAAGGAUUCCAUAAUAUCAACAGACACUGACUGAUGAUGGAAAGCUAGGACAAGUUAUCACCAUGGCUGUGGGUUUAGUUGUGGUGAUAGUGUUUAUGAUCGUGUCUACUGUCAUUGGGAACACUGCAAUCUGCUACAUUAUCUAUAGAGUGAGGCGUCUUCACUCUCCUUCCUGUAUUUUCCUUGUGAAUUUGGCCAUCAAUGACAUUCUGGUGGCGUUGUUUCUACUACCAUUCAGCAUCGCAACCACGGCAAGUAAUUACGUUGUCGUGAGUAAAACUGGCUGCGACAUCAUUGGAUUCUUCCAACAUGCUACGAGCGCAGUCUCAGUUUUGACGCUUUUAUCAGUUAGCAUGGACAGGUAUCUAGCCAUACUAACUCCUCUGAAAUACAAAGGCUGGGUAACCCGUAACAGGACCGUUUUAUGCAUAUUCUUCAUCUGGUUUUAUGCGUUGUUAUCAGCGUGUUAUCCUCUUCUGGGAUGGAGUCGUUAUUAUGCUUUCCCUGGACAGUGGCUUUGCGAAUCCAAUUACCACAUAUCCGUUAGUUUUACAUACUUCAAAAUGACUACAAUCUACUUUAUGCCGCUGGUUUCUAUUAUUUUUAUUUACAUCAGUAUACUGCGAGUAGCUUUACGUCAUUCGAAGCAAAUCGCCCGCGAAGUAAAGGCAUUGCGUCAAAGGGAAAUGGCUGCAGUACUUGAGCCCGAACUUGGUGCACAAGUGUCAGCGGCGGUCAUAUCGGGACAAUAUUGCAUGCGCAAGCCGCAUUCUGCCCUCAGAGCAGAUAUCAAGACAGCUUUGACAUUGGCCUCGAUCGUCGGAGUGUUAUUUAUCGCCUGGACACCAUAUAUAGUGGUAAACCUGUGGUCCUCACACACAAGGAAUUAUGGGACGGAAUUACUACAGUCCAUUGUCUCUGGACUUUAUUACUCCACGGGAGUUAUAAAUCCUUAUUUAUACGGAUACUUGAACAGGAUUAUAAAAAGAGAAUUUAAAACUAUUUGGACAAAUACGCGCAGGUCUUUUUCUCAGAUCAGAGCGAACAAAAUCCAACAAGCGGAAAUAUCAUCACGGAAGUCGUCCUAAUCUGAGGAUAUCUCUAUUCUGUUUGGAAAAAUUCUAAAUCAGCAUUAACGAUUGUUUUAUGCGGGGUGCACGUCCAUCGAUACAAGAAUCUCCUACGAAGUUUGGAGAGCACUCAAGAAGCUAGCGUUUUUUUCGGCUUCGCCUCAAGAAAUUCAUAAUGAACUCUCUUGCUCUCCAAACUCCCCGAGUAUUUCAUAUAUCGAUGAACGGAAGCUGAAGUGUGAAAUACUUAUUUUGUAACAUUUUCAACGCGGUAAUUUAAAUGUUUUAGCCAAAGAAAUUCCCUCCAUGCAUUUCGCUUCAAUUUGGACGCACGCUUUAUCACAGGGCACCAAAGAAAUAUGAAGCACGCCAUUCAGAUGAAUGAAGCAGACUUUUCAAAAAGACCACCAAAGUUUUCGCUGGACAAGCUUUCCCUCGACAAGUGUCCUUGUUCAAAGUCCUUUCGUCCAGUCUUUGGAUGGGAGGAUUUUCCAAAGGAGUACUUUUCAUAUCAUAAAUUUAAAUUAGUUGCCAGGGAAACCUCGUCGACUUGAGAGGUAUAAAUGCAAUUUAGGACACUACUUAGGAGAGUCUGUACAAGAUCAUGUAUUAGACCUAAAUUAUCGGUUAAAAAUGUGAGAACAAAGUUUCCUGUCUAUAAUCUAUACUCAGUGCUCUGAUAAUUGUAUAGUAACUCCCCAACUAAGUAUGCUCAUAAGACCUUUAUAGAUUGUUUUCCCCUUUGGGAGUCCUCAGUCGCCCAUAAAUGUAAUUUUUUUUUAAUGAAAAGACUGCAUUUUAACCUGUUUCUUAAUAUCAUUCGUUUUAGCUAGUUAUGCGAAGUAUAACUGUGUUCUCUUCUCUCCCAAAUUUUAUUUAAAUCUUUCUCCUACCCCAGCCCCCUCUCUCCUACACAUACUAAAUAUUUCUUAUGCGAGGCUAACUCAAGCAAGUUUUUUCUCCAUUUUGCUCACUUUUUUCCAUUUUUUUUAUUCAGUUUGCUUGGUCUGAACCGCUUUCAUUCUAAUUUUGGAGUCUUUAUUUGAUUUUUAUUUGUCAUUAAAACUUAAGUG